Molecule: messenger RNA, 1527 nt
Organism: Pseudovirgaria hyperparasitica
Lineage: Eukaryota; Fungi; Ascomycota; Dothideomycetes; Acrospermales; Acrospermaceae
Exons: 3
Coding region: 1-1527 (508 amino acids)
Source: RefSeq, a predicted model, not a curated record
AUGCCGAGAGGUGUUGAGGACGUAUCUAAACGUGAUAAAGGAGGCACCAAAGUCCUCCCACAAAGGUCCAAGACCACCAAAGGAUCCUCUGCGCUGUCCAUUACAAGCCCACCCAGAGUAGCAAUUGUGCCUGGAAAAAGUGGAAAGGGCGACAAUACCGUACGGCGAGAGAAGAGCAUGAAAGGACUGUUACGACCGUCUCAUGGAGCAUUCGGUAUCCAAAAGCCUGGCAAACAACAGCCACCGAUUGAAGUUCCUUCGGACCCGCAAGCCAACGAGGGGUCCUCAGCUACCAAGGAUCACGGAUCGUAUAUAGAAGCUACGGACAAGAAUACGCACCAGCAGGGCAUGGCUGACCGAGGAGGCGCGCUUGCGCGUUCUUAUGAAGAGCAUUCGCGCUUACAGGCAGACCUGGAUGACAGUGGUCCUGACAGCAGUCCACCUCAUAGCCCAAUGCUUCCUAUAUCACCUAUCGGGGCCCCGGAGAACUUUUAUGCAAAUCUUAGUCCACUGCAAUCUGCCCCAGAGUCUUGGACAACGGACCGAGGCAAUCUGGAAGAUCAGGUCCUCGAACUACAAUCCAGAGUUCACAGUCUCCAAAGCGAUAUAGCUGACCGUGACAACUAUUGGAAAGCGCAGUGGGAACGCGAAAGUAGAGAGCGAAUCUACGAGCGGAAUGCUCUGGCUGAAGAUCUUCACACAGCCCAGAAAGAUGCACUUGACAAACGGAAGCAGCUUUUGGAUCUCAAGCAGAGUAUUUCGUCUUUGACUCAUAUUGAGAAUCAGGUCACUGAUGGAGAGGUCGCUGAACGCAUGGAUGGCCUAUAUCAUCGAGUCAGAAAUUGGGUUGUUAGUAACUACCGCAGAUCACAACCAGACCUUGCCUGCCUCUCUAAUGUACAUCUUCAGCGCCUGUCAAACUGUGUGCCACGAUAUCAGGAUCUCGAUCUUCGCACUUGGAAGAUAAGCGUCUAUCAAGCUAUGGUCAUGCGUGAACUUAUUUAUAUUUUUCAAGACGAACAUUGCUACGGGCUACCCCACGAUGGAAUACUUGGUCAGGUACGCACGUUGGCACAAGAAUUAAGAUCCACUGGACUCGAAUAUCGAAAAUGGCAUAGUGGAACUGUCGAGCUUCUUCUUCGCACUUCUCCUGACUCACUCGUUCAAAAUACCAAAAAUCUGGCAUUGAAAAUGGCCGACGAUCUCCUCGAUAUUUUACACGCCAUAUCUUCUGUUGAGGCAACAGAUUCUGCUCAUAUCGCUCUUCAUAAUAUUAUCAUGGAGGCGAUAGGGAUAUCGAGGCUUCUCCGCGUCCAGAUUCCGCUAUACAGUGUAUUUUUGCCUCGCGAAGAGCAAUUCGAUGCGGCAAAUAUGCAGCUGACUGACGAGCAGGACGAGGAGGAUGAGCAGAAGCUUAUUGCGUUGGCGGUGACGCCCUGUGUACAGAAGAUUAGCGAAGAAACGAAUGACGGAUCCCUUACGAAACGAACCAUUCACAAAGCCAAGGUUGUCUGCCUGCCAUGUUAA